Molecule: messenger RNA, 1277 nt
Organism: Zingiber officinale
Lineage: Eukaryota; Viridiplantae; Streptophyta; Magnoliopsida; Zingiberales; Zingiberaceae
Exons: 5
Coding region: 195-1157 (320 amino acids)
Molecular function (GO): nucleic acid binding
Source: RefSeq, a predicted model, not a curated record
UUUUUCCCCCAUCGCUUUGGCUGCGUUAUCCUCUCCCUUCCCUUUUCCAGGUGGCCAGGUCCGUCGCCGUUGCUCUGUUCUCGCCACCAUCGUCUCAGGCGAGGAAAGAAGCGGCGAAGGCGAUCUCGUUCGCCUCUCCAGAUCCCAUUCGAUAUCUUAUCAUUUUCUUUCGCGCUUGUUCUCGCUGUCCGCCAAUGGAGCCUUCGGCGACCGGCGCGGCCUCAAUCGAGAGUCAUGGUUUCCAGGACAAGGUGGAUUGUUUUCUCCUCGAAGCCCUAGAGAAUCCUCGCCAUCGUCUUACUGUUCUGCGUAUGGAGUUUGACAUCCAGAGGUUUAUGCAGAAUUCUGAUCAACAUCAAUUUGAAUUUCAGCACUUGCCAACUUCCUAUCUGAGAUGUGCUGCUCAUCGUGUUGCUCAGCAUUAUGGACUGCUUACCACGGGAAUUGAAAACACUACAGUUGGCCUAGGCAGCAGGGAAACAUCUGGACCAUUUAAGAUUGUCCUUCGUCCAAGGCCAGCAAAGGCUUCCCCAAAUGCUGAUAUUCAUUUUGGACACAAGGAGGAUGCAGUGAAGUCUGUGGAGGAGCGCAAGGAGGAAUACAAUAGAGCGCGGGCCCGCAUCUUUAACGGUUCUAACAGUUUGGACAUGGAUGCACCAUCAGCUGCUUCAACUGACAGUGAUGAGCAAGAAUUGCUGUUGGAGGAAAUUGAAAGGAUUCACAGCAAAGAUGGAUCAUACAGAGUUGCCAUUUUCAGAGAUAGGGAGAAGGACCGGUCUGAUCCAGACUAUGACCGGAGUUAUGAAAGGUAUGUUAGAGGACCCACUCCAAGCCAGGUAGGCUUGCAAGCAGGCAAUUCUUUUCAGCCAGCUUUCCUACAGUACGAUGCAAACACUUCUUUUAAUCACUUGCCAAGGAACGAAAGUUGCUUUGGCCCUAACCCAUCAAUGAACCCAUUUUGCACCUCUGGAUACAACCAGACGACGAAGGAUGCAUUCUGCAUGCAGUGGCCCAGCCCUGCGAUGAUGUAUGCGUAUUCCUACGAACCUUUUAGACAGGUGAAUUUUCAGGCGCCACCGUAUCAACAACCUUUGAGCUUUGAUCAUCCAAGGAAUUCAUACAUCUGGCUUAGUUAUGUAACGACUUGUUAUCAUUAGAUGUAGAAUAGACGUCAGUCAUGGUUUGUACUACUACUGCUACUAGAACCCUAAGAUUUGUAUUAUUAUUACAAGCACAUUGUUUAAAUCUGGUGCCUGUUUUUUAUGUUUUUGUGAAUC